Molecule: messenger RNA, 4426 nt
Organism: Mesoplodon densirostris (Blainville's beaked whale)
Lineage: Eukaryota; Metazoa; Chordata; Mammalia; Artiodactyla; Ziphiidae
Gene: UBXN2B
Product: UBX domain protein 2B
Exons: 9
Coding region: 35-1117 (360 amino acids)
Biological process (GO): membrane fusion; Golgi organization; autophagosome assembly
Cellular component (GO): nucleus; cytosol
Molecular function (GO): ubiquitin binding
Source: RefSeq, a predicted model, not a curated record
CUUCGGCAGCUGCGGUGCCGGGAGCGGGUGAAAGAUGGCGGAGGGUGGCGGCGGCAGCCAGGCCGGCGAGGAGGGGCCGAGGGCAGUGAGGCCGCGGCCCCCGAGCGCGCGGGACUUGCAGUUGGCCUUGGCAGAAUUAUAUGAAGAUGAAAUGAAAUGCAAAGCUUCCAAAUCUGAUAGACCUCAUGCUACAGCCUUUAAAAGCCCACGAACACCACCUCAAAGGAGCCGUGUGGUUUCAGGUUUUCCCACUAUUGGUGCUAUGUUCACUUGGUCAAGGUGCUGGCCACCACCCCACUCCAUCAGAAGGUUCUAUUCAAGUGAACAUGAAUGCAGUGGAUUACAUAUAGUUCGACCUUCAACUGGGAAAAUUGUGAAUGAACUCUUCAAAGAGGCAAGGGAACAUGGGGCUGUCCCUCUGAAUGAAGCCACAAGAGCUUCAAGUGAUGACAAAUCUAAGUCUUUUACAGGUGGAGGAUACAGAUUGGGUAAUUCCUUUUGUAAGCGGUCUGAAUACAUCUAUGGAGAAAAUCAGUUGCAAGAUGUUCAGAUUUUGCUUAAACUGUGGAGCAAUGGUUUCAGCUUAGACGAUGGAGAAUUGAGACCUUACAGUGACCCAACAAAUGCUCAGUUUCUGGAGUCCGUUAAGAGAGGAGAGAUUCCCCUGGAGCUUCAGCGACUGGUUCACAGAGGCCACGUGAAUCUGGAUAUGGAGGAUCAUCAGGAUGAAGAAUACAGAAAACCUAGAUUGAGGUUCAAGGCUUUUAGUGGAGAAGGACAAAAACUUGGAAGCCUCACACCUGAAAUAGUCAGUACGCCUUCCUCCCCAGAAGAAGAGGAGAAGUCACUACUUAAUGCAGUUGUUCUUAUUGAUGAUUCCGUGCCAACGACCAAAAUUCAGAUCAGGUUAGCAGACGGGAGCCGUUUGAUACAAAGAUUCAAUAGUACACACAGGAUCCUGGAUGUUCGGGACUUUAUUGUACAGUCCCGUCCUGAAUUUGCAACUCUUGACUUUAUUCUUGUGACUUCAUUUCCAAACAAAGAGCUAACAGAUGAAAGCCUGACACUACAAGAAGCAGAUAUUCUUAACACUGUGAUACUCCAGCAACUAAAAUGAUAUUGCUCCUACCCAUGCGGUAGCAUGUAGGAACGAUAAUGUGCCAUAUUAGUGAGGAAAACACUUAGAGCGUAAAAAGUUAUUUUUAUUAUUUAUACAGAUAAAUUUUGGUUUUAUUCUUAUUGUCUUUCCAGCUUUAGUCUAGACAAAUUUGGCCUAGGAAUAGAUCUUGAGAAAUAUGUUUGAGGUUUUAGCUGCAAGGGCUGGCUUCUGUUGAUAGCUUUUAAAUAUUCAGGCAAACCAAUCUGAUACAUGAUCAGAGUUAAUGCAACAACAUUUGUUUGCAGAGAAAAUGAACAAAACCCCAUUUUGAUAAAUGCAUUUGGUAAAAUCUGCACUAAAGUUUCUUGAUGCUGCAUUGAUCAACAGCCAUUAAGAAAUCUUCUGAUCAAAUACUUAGAAAAUUUUUCUGUAAUGUGUACUGAAAAGUAUCUGUAUCUGAUUUUUUUUUUUUUUUUUUUCUUUUUGCGGUAUGCGGGCCUCUCACUGUUGUGGCCUCUCCCGUUGCGGAGCACAGGCUCCGGACGCGCAGGCCCAGGUCCUGUCACCCCUCCUGGUUAGUCUUUUAUUGUAGUCUUUUAUUGCUGCUGUAACAAAUUACGACAAAUUGAGUGGCUUAAAAUAGCCUAGGUUUCGUCUAUAGGUGAGAUGUCUCACGUGGGUCUCACUGGGCUUAAGUCAGGUGUCAACAGGGCAGCAUUCCUCUGGGGGGGCUCUAGGGGAGACAUGUUUCCUUGCCUUUCCAACUUUGAGAGGCCACUUGCAUUCCUUGGCCUGUGGCCCUUUUCCAUCUUCACAACCAGCAAUGCUGUAUGUCUCUGGCUCCAGUGUCAUCACGUCUCUUUGAGAACAGCCGGGAAAGAGUCUCUGCUUCUAAGGACUCAUGUGAUCAGAUUGGUCUGCCAGAUAAUCCAGGAUGACGUCCCCAUCAUACCUUAAGUGACCUUAACCGAACCCUUGAAAUCCCUUUUGUCAUGUACGGUGACACAUCACAGGUUCCUUCUGCAGGCACCAGGGUGGUCUCUUCUUUGCCUCAUCCAACUUGUAGAGGCGGAUGGCAUCCCUUCCCUUAUGGCCGUAUCCCUCCACGUCUCUGCCUCUGGCCUUACAUCAUUUACUUCCGACUUUGAUUCUCCUGCUUUCUUCUUACAAGCACCCUAGUGCUUACAUUUGGUUCACACAGAUAAUCCGGGAUAAUCUCCUCAUAUGAAGUAUGAGUGAGCAUCUGGGUGUGCGUCCUGGGAGCCAGUUUCUCUCCAUCUGUGAACCUAGAAACCCAGGUAUCUGCUCCCAAAUAUAAGGGUAAGACAGGCAUGGAAUAAUCGUUACAAACCUUCCUGUUCAAAACAAUAGAAACUGGAAGGGAAGAAGGAGCCCCGGCAGUUCCAAGCGCUUGAGAAGCUCAGCCAGGCACAGUCCAGUAGGUGUCGAGGCCUGCGAUCUUCUGUGGCUCCCAGCAGCAUCCCACAGACCUGUGAGUUUCCCUCAGGGUCUUUCCUUAUACAUGAAGGGUAGCGGGUGUCUGCAGCUGAGUCGUUUUGUCAGCUUGUUUCUUGCCUGUGGAAUCGUGGGAGGUUCAGCCAUCUUUUAUCGUUUCAUUCUGUGUCUGUCCCUUUUAGUUUAAGACGGCAGUGUCCGUGGGUCUUCUGUGCCUGUUACAGAAGUUGCUGCAUUAGACCGGAGGCUCCUCCCCAGAGCUUUCCUAGAUAAUCCAGCUCUCUUUUGGGCCUUUUCUGAGAUGGCUGAGGGGCUCUGUGAGUCACACUGUUAAUCUCUUUGAAGAGCCUUUGAUGUGACCUUUUUUUUUUUUUAUCUUUCUCAGGUAUUAGCAAAAAGUUAUAGGCCACAAUCUCAUCUCUUUCCUUAGAGCCGUCUUUCCUGACAGUGAAUCUCUUAAUGUCUUUGCCGUUCUGGUAAACGAAGAAUUUCCAAGUCAUCAAGUCCUGUUUCCUUCUUUUUUUAACAGUCCUUCCCUCCAUUGAACUGCUUCCUCUCACGUUUUACCCUGAUCAGUAGGGAGAAAGCAGGCUGCGCCUUCCCCGCCUCGCUUGGAAGUCUUUUCAGCUCGGUGUCCCGAGUCUCUCCCUCACGCCUCUGGCUGUCCCCUGCCGCCAUGUCGCCGGCAUCUCUUUUCCGUCCGCAUUCCCCCCUGAGCCCUCACUGGCAGCGCCUUUCAGGUCCUUGUCGCUCGUAGGCGUGUCCUCCCAGCAGCCGCGAGCACCCCUGGCCUUCGCGGAGCCCGGGCUGGCUGCCGUCCGCGGGGCUCGAGGCGGCCUCGGCUCUCUCUACCCGCCGCCCAGGCGCAAGGCCACCUCUGCACCUGUAGGUCUUUGUUACAGCAGCGCUCGCUGCAGGGUGUCUGGCAACGCCCACUGUGCCUCCUCGCUGCCACGUGACUGGAAUGUGCCAGGAGGAGCUUUGGGCGUGACCUUUCUCCGGGGCUCCCCUCGCUUCCAGGAGCUGAACUUACCCGUGUGAGGGGCGGAUACCGCGCAAGUGUUGGUCUCGGCACCGCAGAGAAAACUUGUUCUCAGUGUCGUAAUCCAGAGUACGAAGCGUAGUCCUGAGUCUUCUCGGAAUGGGAAUCUCUGUUCCUUUCCGCUAGUUGAAAAUAGUCUGGAGAAUAUGUAAAUGACCGUUCAAGAAGUCAGCCUCUGUUCAGAAGGAUUACCAGGGAUAAACUACAUUUUCAUGGAGCAAAAUCUUAUUCCUGCAGAAAUAAUCUAUUGAAACAAAUUAACAUUUUAAAUAGAAGGGCAUUGCCCUGUUUUGGAUUAACAAAAUGGAGAAAACAAUUAACCAAACCCUGUGAAAUUAUUUGAAACGUUAUUCUUAUAGUUUCUUUUUAGUCAGAUGGAGUGCCUGUAGACGCACAUACAAAAACGACUGCCAUUUUGUAUAUAAUGGUUCCAAAAUAGAUUCACAUCGGGAGGGAGAAUCAAACAUCCAGAUGGAUGAACAGUACUUUCGUGUGUUCUACAAAGUGUUUUGCUUCCUUUAGAGUUUUCCUGAAUUCUUUGUACUGUUGCAGUCGCUGUAACUUUUAAAAUUUAUAAUCCUCUCAGAAGAGAUUGUGUGACGUCAGUUGUUUUGCAUGACGUGUGUAAGGAUGUUUUCACUUACCAAUAAAGAAUGUUUUCACUGAAAGUGAUUGAAAAUCCUUAUCAAAAUUUCCUUUGAUUUGCAGCUUUAUUUGAGUGGCCUAGUGGAGCAUUGUAAGGGUAACACUUCCCGUGGUACGUCUUUUUGAUGGGCAGAAGGAUCUGAGCUGUAGCGAUGUUAUCUGUUUCCCAUUACUGCUUCUGUUUU